This is a messenger RNA of Cryptosporidium muris RN66, 2868 nucleotides long. RefSeq names its product DNA replication licensing factor MCM6, putative. Gene Ontology annotation, biological process: double-strand break repair via break-induced replication; mitotic DNA replication; DNA replication initiation. The record is from RefSeq and is a predicted model, not a curated record. Gene Ontology annotation, molecular function: single-stranded 3'-5' DNA helicase activity; single-stranded DNA binding; ATP binding. NCBI's taxonomy places the organism in Eukaryota, Apicomplexa, Conoidasida, Eucoccidiorida, Cryptosporidiidae. Gene Ontology annotation, cellular component: nucleus; MCM complex. The transcript has a single exon. The coding region runs from base 1 to 2868 and encodes 955 amino acids.
AUGUCAGGCAUUUUAUUUGAUCAAUUAUCUUUAUCAGUCCUAGAUCGUUCAUUUUUAAGUUUUUUAAGAAACUUUCGAGAUAGGGAAAAUUUUCCAAAAUAUGUAAAUCAAGCUGAACAAUUGGUUACAUCACGCUUAUCACAUACAUUAUAUAUAGAUAUUAAUGAUUUAUUAAAUUAUUGCAAUAAUCAAGAAGUUAUUGACGAAGAUACAAUUGACAAUCCGUCAUUACUAAGUGGACCAUCGCUUUUAUCUUUAAUAACUGAAUAUUAUGGUGAACUUAAAGAUGCAAUUAAUGGCCUUAUAACUUCAUUUUGUCACAGUUUAAUAAUAAAUAAUGAAGGAAAUAAUCGAGCUGGUACAUCUGCAAUUACAUAUUCAGCUUCAUUUUAUGGUUUACGUUGGAUUGAAAGUUUAAGGACUCUUAGAUGUGAAAAGCUAGGGAAAUUAAUAAGUGUACGUGGUACAAUUACGAGAACAUCUGACGUAAGACCAGAAUUAUUAAAGGGAUGUUUUGAAUGUGAAAUUUGUGGUAAUAUUGUAGAUAAUGUAAUACAACAAUUUGUAUAUACGUUACCGGUAGUAUGCCCUACUAAAGGAUGUGGAAAUCGUACAGCAUGGCAACUCAAAUUAGAACAUAGUGAUUUUGGAGACUGGCAAAAACUACGUAUACAAGAACAUGCUACUGAAAUACCUCCAGGUUCUAUGCCAAGGUCAAUGGAUGCAAUAUUGCGUGGUGAUUGUGUAGAUCGUUGUAAACCAGGUGAUAAAGUUAUAUUAACUGGACAGUUAAUUGUAGCUCCUGAUAUACCUUCAUUAAUGAAACCAGGUGAUGUUCCCUCAAGUGUUGUAAAAGAUAGAGCAAGAAAUCGAAACAAUGAUUACAGUGGUAUUAGUGGUUUGAAAUCACUAGGCACACGUGACUUAGGAUACCGUUUAUGUUUUCUAGCAUGUCAUAUUGAAACAGUUAAUGCAGUUGCAUCAUUGGAUGAUGGUAGGAUAUUAGAAAGUUUAGUAAAUUCAAAUAAUAUAUCAAGCCAUGGAAAUAUAUUAUCAGAUAUAACAAAUAAUUCGGAGAAUUCAGAUCCAUUAAAACUUUUAAAUAUUAGUGAAGAGUCUUAUAAAAAAUUUGUUGAAAUAGCACAACAUCAAAAUGGACUAAAUUUGUUAGCAAAGUAUAUUGCACCACAAGUGUUUGGUUAUCCAGAUUUAAAAAAGGGUAUUUUACUACAAUUAGUUGGUGGUGUAGAGAAAAGAACAAAAGAUAAUAUAAAAUUAAGAGGUGAUAUUAAUGUUUGUAUAGUAGGUGAUCCAUCAACAGCUAAAAGUCAAGUUCUACAAUUUGUUCAGAAAUUUGCAACAAGGACAGUUUAUACUUCUGGAAAGAGCUCAACAGCUGCUGGUUUAACUGCAUCAGUACAUCGUGAUUUAGAUCAAGGUGAUUUUGUUAUUGAAGCAGGAGCAUUAAUGUUGGCUGAUAAGGGAAUUUGUUGCAUUGAUGAAUUUGAUAAAAUGGAUGAUAAGGAUGUAGUAGCAAUACAUGAAGCUAUGGAACAGCAGACUAUUUCAAUUACUAAAGCUGGUGUAUUAGCAACAUUAAAUGCUAGAGCUUCAGUAUUAGCAGCAUGUAGUCCAAUUGGUGGUCGUUAUAAUCCAUCAAAAACUUUAUCACAAAAUGUUAAGAUAUCUGCACCUAUUUUAUCUCGUUUUGAUCUAUUUUUUGUUAUGAUUGAUGAUCCAGAAGAGGUUUAUGAUGAAGUUUUAGCAUCUUUCAUUGUGAAAUUACAUGCAUUAGCAGUUAAUAAUCAAACUGACAUUAAAGGUAAACAAAUUGAUGAAGCAGACAAUAAUAUGAAUUUGUUGCAAUUAAAUCGUGCAGAAGUAGCUCAAUAUAUUGCAUAUGCUAAAACUUUUAAACCUACAAUUACACUUGCUGCGAAAUUAAUAUUAGUUCGUACAUAUCAAGCAUUACGUAUGAGUGAUACAACUACAGGAACAAGAGCUAUGAGAAUUACUGUUAGACAAUUAGAAAGUCUUAUACGUUUAUCUGAAGCUAUUGCUAAAUUAAGAUUUUCAUAUGUUGUUACAUCAGAACACGUUGAAGAAGCAUGUUCAGUAUUUAAAAAUUCUUUAAGUAAAGUAAGAUAUGGUGAUAUUGAUUUAUGUGAAAUGGAUAUUGAUGAUGAAGAACAUGUUGAAAAUGAACAUAUCAAUGAAGAAUCUAAUCAAGAUAUAUCCAAAUUAUCAAAACAAAGUAAUAAUACAAUUGGCUAUACAGAAUAUUUCAAAAUAGCUAGAAGAAUGGUUGACCAUGUACUAGAUAUAGAAAAAGAUUCUGGUGAGGCAAGUAUAGAAGUAACUGACUUAAUAUCAUGGUACAUUAGUGAAUAUGAUCAUCCUCAGAGUGAAGAUGAACUUAGUGAAUUAGAAAGACGAUAUCAUAGAGCUAUCUUACGUAUGAUUCAUCGUGAUAUGAUAUUCUAUAUAGCUCAUCGUGAAGAAAUAAUACAGGAAGAUUUAGGUAAAGAUUCCGAAAUUUUGACAAAUGAUAAUAAUGAACCAAUUAUUAGAACAUUUAUAAGGGUUCAUCCUAAUUAUAUACAAAAUACCGAUCUUAAUAGUGACAAUAAAAUAGCAAAACAUGCAGAUUUUGCAUAUCGUACAUUUGGUGAAACAGAAAGAGUUGAAGUUAAUAACAUAAAUGAUGUAGAUAUACUUGAACUAAAUCAAAAUUUGGAACCUGAAGAUUUCUUACAAGAUAAUAUAGAAAACAUAGAUAGUGGAAAUAUAGAAGUAGAUCCUUCACUUUUUGAUGAUUUUGAUGAGAAGUCCUCACAAAAUGAUAUAACAAGCCAAAAUGAAGUAUAA